AUGAACACGCUUUCUCGACGGGAGGAGGACACCUUGAUGAAGACUACUAAGGCUUACGCACUCAAAGAGUGUGACCCCAUCGUCAAAGAAUUCGCUGAAUGUGCGACAGGAAGGACUGUGACUGUAGCAUGGGCGUGCAAGGAUCAUUACAAGCGGUUACAGGACUGCAUGUAUCAAUAG
Stereum hirsutum FP-91666 SS1 is the source of this 180-nucleotide messenger RNA. RefSeq lists its product as uncharacterized. Bases 1 to 180 code for a protein of 59 amino acids. The record is from RefSeq and is a predicted model, not a curated record. Lineage: Eukaryota; Fungi; Basidiomycota; Agaricomycetes; Russulales; Stereaceae. The transcript has 2 exons.